Trichomonas vaginalis G3 is the source of this 432-nucleotide messenger RNA. RefSeq lists its product as uncharacterized. Bases 1 to 432 code for a protein of 143 amino acids. NCBI's taxonomy places the organism in Eukaryota, Parabasalia, Trichomonadida, Trichomonadidae. The transcript has a single exon. The record is from RefSeq and is a predicted model, not a curated record.
AUGUCUCGAAAUCUCUCAUCGACACGUAGCAGUAAAAAAGCACCUGAUUAUGAUCAAAAGAAGACUGCUAGUAAAAAGAGAGGUUCGCUUCAAAGUCACUUUGAGGUCGGUCAAGAAUCCAAUCAGGUUACACAAGUACGUAAACUCGAUCAAAAAUCAAAAAACAAGCUAGCAAAGGACUUGACAGCCAUAUGUUCUAAGGAUUUAACUGCUGCCGAUUUUGAUAAAAAAUUACGAUCUAAUGCAGAUAAUAAGAGACUAAUAAAUGAUAAUAACCACUCUUCCGAAACUCAUGUUAAGCCAGUUGAUGUUGCUCCGAAAGAAAUUAAUUUAGACAAUGAGAAUGAAUCUCCUCCACAAGAACCAAUGGAUGAAGAAAUGCAAAGUUAUCUUGACUAUCUUGUCGAAAUCAACUCCAACCUUUUAUCGUAG